GCCAAAGAGCCCUUCUAAAUAGGCCAGCUCCGAAGCGAACUCGACGACUCGUCCACCUCCUCCCGCAUCCCCGCCGCCGCCGCCUUCCACCCCACCUCCACCUCCCCGGAUCCCGCCACACCGCCGGGAUGGAGGACGAUGACGAGUUCGGCGACCUCUACACCGACAUCCUCAUUCCCACGCAGACCCCCGCCUCCACCUCCGCACCAUCCAUCCCUGCUCCCGUCGAAACCCUACCCCGCCCGCAUCCAAACCCUAAUCCUACCCCCGCGGCGGCGGCGGCGGCGCCGGUGGAAGACGACGAUGACUGGCUCCUAGGAGGGAGCGACCCCAUACCCGGGGUCGACCCGACCGGUGACUGGGCCGACGAGGACGACGAUGGAGGCGCGCCCGCGCCGCCCGGGAAGCAUGAAGCUGCUGCCCUUCCGAAGCCGCCCCCCGCCGCGGAUGACCUCGAUCCGCUCAUGGGUGGCGGUGUGGGCGACUCCGGGCCGGCCAUCCCCGGGCUCUCGUCAUCGGCGGCAGCUGGUGCGGCCGGCAGCGAGGAUUGGGACAGCGAUAGCGAGGAGGACGACAUCCAGAUCGUGCUCAACGAGACUGACGGUCGCCGGGGGCUCGGGGAGGACGAAGGCGAUGAUGAGGACGGCGAGGACCUCGUCAUCGUCGCCGAUGGACCACACAUCCCCGGGAUGGAGGAGCAGGAUUGGGGAGAGGACCCAGCAGCGGCAGGGACGGAGGGGGAGCGGAAAGAUGGUGGCGAGCCUGGUAAGGCGGUGGCAGCCCCCGGCGGGAGGAUCGGGUACAGUGGCGGCGGCCCAGGGUUCCAUCCGCAGCACCAUUCCAUGUUCAAGUAUGUACGCCCCGGCGCUCCUGGAGCUUCAAUAGGUGGGGCUCCUGGUGGUGCUGGCCAGUUCCGUCCUCCUGGGCCUUCAGGCCCUUUCUCUGGUCGUGGAAGAGGUGAUUGGAGGCCUGCUGGUGGUCGGGGCAUGAAUAAAAACUUCCAUUCAGGAUAUGGAAUUUCUCCAUGGGGUGGUUCAGGGCGUGGUUUUGGUGGUGGACUAGAUUUCACACUUCCUCCUCACAAGACAAUAUUUGAUAUUGACGUGGAUACUGCAUUUGAGGAGAAGCCAUGGAAGUACCCUGGUGCAGAUAUUUCAGACUUUUUUAACUUUGGCCUUGAUGAAGAGAAGUGGAAAGACUUUUGUAAGCAGCUGGACCAAUUGCGAAUAGAGUCCACAAUGCAAUCUAGAAUACGGGUGUACGAAAGUGGCCGCUCAGAACAGGAUUAUGAUCCAGAUUUGCCACCAGAGCUAGCUGCGGCUACUGGUCAUCCAGACAUAUCUGUUGAUAAUCGCAAUAAAACGGAUAAUGGGCAUACGGAUUUCAGUGCUCAAGGAAGGGGUCCUGCAAACAUUCGGACUCCAGUGAUGACAGGGAGACCUAUACAAGUUGAAAUGCUUUACUCAGAUCGGAUUCCAUCUGCUGAUUCACGCCCACAUCGAAUGCGUGAUUCAGAUUCUGUUAUUGAGAUUGUGUGCCAGGGCCGUGAUUCAGUGGAUGAUGAUACAGUGGACCAAAAUGAGAAGAAUUCUCAAGAAAGUAAUAAAGGAGCCCAUGAUGUUGAGGAGGACAAGCCCUAUCCAUCAAAUAUGACCAAUAAUUCCGGACAUAACUCAAAUUUGGGGAUAAAGACAGAACAUAAGAGGCAGUUACCAGUUUCAUCUGAAAGUGAUAUGUUGUCCACGGAUGUCAAUGCUCCGUCUCCCAGCUCCAAAACAAGAGGUUCUCCUCGUGGAGCUAGGUCAUUGAAAGGAAGGUCCUUGGGUCAGAAAUCUAUCCAAGAAAUUGAAAGCUCCAAUGAAGUAAUACCUCGUCAAUCAUCCUCAAAGAGAUGCCAUGAUUCACGGAGAGAGAACCCUAUUGAGGACCCAGAAACUAAGGGUGACUCAGAAGGGUCACUUGUUGCUGCUGCUGAUGUGGCAGAUAAGCUGAGUACAGAAGAUCACCUUGAUGAUGAUGAUGAUGAUGAUGAUGAUGAUGAUAGGCUCGCAUUGGUUGAUAGUGUUGAAGGGGAUGGUGAUGAUGCUACCUCAGACCCACCUAGUGAUACAAAUGAGGAUGAUAACUUGGGUCACUCUGGUAAAAAGCAGAAACCUGUAUCUAUGGUUGAGCAACCAGCUGGACACAAUUACAGUGAACCUGAUGAAUUGAGGACUAGUGAAAAUAGUAAAGGGAGGUCUGGUAGCAGCAAAGAUCAGCAGAAACGCCUUGAAUCUGGUGAAGAAGUUCUUCAGGAUAGGCACUCAAGGAAAGUAAAUGAUGUAAGAAGGCAUCAUGAUGUGGAAGAACGCAACCUCCACCGAAAAGGUGAGUUUUCUCGAGAUGGCAAACCAGAUGUAGAAAGGUCACAUUUGCCUCCCAGAGGCAGGGAAGAUAUCCACCAGUCUUAUGCAAACAGAGAUCGGGUUGACAUACGGAGUAGAAGUUAUGAUAGGGUAAGAGAGACAGAAAUUUGGCCUAGGAGAGAAGAUACUGUUCACAGCAGACGAGGUAAAGAGGAAGAUUUGAGGCUGGAGUACAAUGCUGAAGUUGGUGCAAGGCAUAGAAAUAAGGUGAGGCCCACUGAUAGGAAUGAUAGAGAUGAAGAUCUUCAUUCACGUAAGCGUUUGGAUGAUAGUGACUGGAGGGGCUCUCGACAAAGAGAGCGUGGUGAUAUAGUUUUGAAUCGCCGUGAUAGUUUGGACGAUUCUCAUAUCAAGAGAAAUAAGGACGAUGAGAACUUGAGGAGAAUGAAGCCUGAAAAUGAAGACGUGCAUGGUUGUAGAGCAAGGGAUGAUAAUAACAGAAGAAAAAGAGAGAGGGAUGACGGAGUUGAUCACAAAAGAAGAGAUGAUAGUGGUAGAAUGCGUGAGAAGGCUGAUGAUCGUCAUCAUGCCAAACACAAAGAUGACAGUUGGCGACAGAGAGAGAGGGAGGACAGACAGAGACCCAAACAUGAAAAUGCAUCAACCCUUCAGAGGGAAGAAGGAAGAGGAACUGGUCGGGGUAGUCGGGUUAUGGAUGAUAAGUUAGUCAGUGGUGGUAGGAAGAAGGAUGAACUGAGAUCUUCGGUAUUAAGCAAAGAAACACAAGAGCGUACCAGGCAAAAUGAACCUUCAAGGAGAGGUCAGGGUGCGGAAGAAAAUAGCAUGCAGAAUAAAGGGCGUUCUGAUGGACAUCCACGUGAUGACAACUCAAACAGUGAGAGGAACUCCAGGCAAGAAAAACAAAACAAUAAUCGUCUACCUGGUAGUUCUGAUGCUCGCCACGUGGGUAGAGAUAGGCAUAGGGAGAGUGCAAGAAAGGGCAGAAGUUCAGAGCCUGGUGAGCACGAUCUCCACAGAUCGAGCAAAAGGAGACGUGAAGACCAUGAAAGCCAUCGCACCGGGAAGGUUGAAGCAAAAGAGGCGAAUGAGCAAGAGAACAGUAGAGGUCAUGCGGCCGCAUCCAAGAAAAGUCAGAAUCCUCAACCAGAUAAUUCAUUGGUGAAUCAAGUGGAAGAAGAGGCCAUAUCAGAUGAUGAAAAUAAUGAGGAUUCUAGAAGGGGUCGCUCUAAGUUGGAGCGAUGGACGAGCCACAAGGAGAUAGAAUAUAGUAAUAUAGAUGAUGAUAGUACACAGACAUUUUCAGACAUCAAAGCUGAUGUUCAAGCCCCUACUACCGAUGAGUUAGGUAAAUCUGAAGUUUCUGCUGCAGUUGGUAAUUCAGAUAUCAAGAGCAGUGUUGAUACUGGGCAGACAUCUGAUAAGAUAACUGAAGGGCGUGACCGGCAUCUAGACACAGUUGAGAGGCUCAAGAGACGAAGUGAGCGUUUCAAACUUCCCAUGCCUGGCGAGAAGGAUGCACCGCAAAGCAAAAAGGUGGAUAAUGAAGUGCAGCUUCCCCAAAAUGAAUCUGCUGCUGCUGAUAUGGAAGUGAAGCCAGAGCGGCCAGCACGCAAGAGGAGAUGGACUUCUGGAAGUUAGUUGAACUGGAAGGACAUGUCCACUUGAAGAAAUUUCAGAUUUCAUGGCAGAUGCUCGCACUUGGCCAUGUUUUUUCUCUUAAAAUUGAAAGUUGAAUUGAUGUAUGGUUUCACUGUUUAACUUGUACCUGUACGUGUAAACUUACAUAGUUGUUUUGUGACUGGGAACUGGAUACUGUACUUAACACCAUCCAUUUCCCGCUAUAAUUCCGGUGACCUCAAUGUGUGGCACUGGUGCCACUGUACUCUGGAUAGUUCCUGAGGCUGUCAUGAGCAGCAGCUGCCUCAGGAGUUUCCCAGUUGAAUGCCUGGAUCCGGCAUGAGCUACAUUUUGAAGCUGGAGGCCACUUCUCCGGAUAGUGCAGAUGCCAGGUGGCUUGGAAGCACUGGAUUUUGUAACAAUCUUGUAUUGCUGCAAGUUACAAGCUGUGGACCUGUGGUGGUUGGAUGUUUCCUAUGUGAUAUGGCUGCAGAAGCAAUAGGUUUUAGAGAUAAAGAGCUAGAGAUUUCAGAACUGAUAUAGCCACUAAUUUGUAUGCUUAAUAUCUCACUAACCAUGUACAUUCUUAUAAACAUAUACAACUGGCGUGCAUGGGUUAUUGUGUGCACCAAGGGAGUUUGUAGUGUAGUCCUGCAUGGUGCACUGAAUAUUUUGGUCAGAGCAAUAAUAUAUAUACAUGUAGGCAGAAGCAUAGGAUUGUUUACUUGUAGAAUGUAGAUUAGCGAUGGAUGUAAUUGGUUCGUUGUGGAAUUUUGCUAAUCAUACAGAGUUCAGAAUCGCACGAUCUAACCUGAU
Molecule: messenger RNA, 4799 nt
Organism: Panicum virgatum (switchgrass)
Lineage: Eukaryota; Viridiplantae; Streptophyta; Magnoliopsida; Poales; Poaceae
Product: FIP1[V]-like protein
Exons: 9
Coding region: 129-4004 (1291 amino acids)
Biological process (GO): mRNA processing
Source: RefSeq, a predicted model, not a curated record